AACAAGAUGAUUAUUUAACAGAUAAUGGCUUAUGUUAUGCGAAGGUUCUUCUUAUUCUCCAGAUCGCAUCCCCGAAAUUAGGCCAGAAACUCGAACUUGCUCUCGUUUAUUGGUAUGACUUUGCAUAUCUAUCUGAUACACAUCGUCAUUAUUUUUAUAAAUGCGCAAUACUGAAAUAUGUUGAACACUAUACCUUAAUUCCUAUUGCUUCAAUUACGGAUAUA
Racocetra persica is the source of this 224-nucleotide messenger RNA. The record is from the annotation of a GenBank genome assembly. Lineage: Eukaryota; Fungi; Glomeromycota; Glomeromycetes; Diversisporales; Gigasporaceae.